UGGUGUGAAAGGGGGCAGUGGGAUGGCUGGGACAGAGAACAGUGCCACCGAAGCUUCAGAGAAAGAACCUGCAGACUUCAUGAGCUCAGGGGCCCAAAAAAAACAAAUCAAAACUGAUGGAUGAAGGGAAUCAACUGAUGACGAAGAGCGAGACAAUGUGAUGCUGUUAGAGUUCAGAGAGUGCUGGAAAAUUUCAUCACAGGAUUUAUGAAACUGAGGAGGAAGAGAGGGAAGUACAUAAAAGAUAAACCACACCAACUCGCUGUCUCUCCUCAUUCAGUCAUCAGUCACUGCAGAAGGGAAAAAAUGGACCUGCCACUGACCCUUGAUGUGCUCCUACUUCUCUCUUCCCUCAAUGCUGUUGUUUGGGCUUGUCCGGAUGGAUGCCAUUGUCAAGGCACCAAAGUCAUCUGCAGUGGCCUCUCUGACUUCCCCAGAUCUGUGCCCCCAUCUACAACCGCCCUCUACUUCUCCAACUGCCGUAUCGAUUCUCUGAAACCAGAGGACCUGGCUGAUUUCUCUAAUGCACUUGGCAUCUUGUUGAUUAAAGACACUGUUUUGAGGGAGGUGCGCCCUGGCACAUUCAAUUCCAUUGUGAAUGUAGGUGCCUUGGGGUUAACUAGCACUGGACUGCAAGAUCUUCCUGAAGCAUUGUUCCAAAAUCUUCAAAAGCUUGAGUCUCUGAAUCUGAGGAGCAACAAACUCCUGGUACUCCGCCCUAACUGGUUUUCCACAGUGAUAUAUCUGAAGUUGCUUGACCUCAGAGAGAACUUAUUCACUUCUGUACCUGUGGAAACUUUUCACCCUCUAACUGAGCUACAGUACCUUUAUCUCUCUGGAAACAACAUCAGUCAACUGUCUAGAGAAACAUUCAAAGGUCUUUCUAAGCUUAAAAUCUUGCGGGUCAACAAAAACUCACUAAAGGAACUCCCCAUUGGCAGUUUGGAUGACCUUGAAAACCUGGAGGAACUAUCCCUAAAUGACAAUCUAAUCACUCACCUCCACCAUAACCUUUUCUCUAAGACUGUGAAUCUCCAGAAGGUGUUCCUCUCUCACAAUAGGCUUACAUCUCUUCCACAAGGAAUAUUCUUAAACCUGCCCCUCCUUUCCCAGAUCUCACUGUAUGAAAACCAGCUGGAGAGUCUGGGUCCAGGAGUGUUUGGGCCCAUGGCCCUGAAGGAGUUGUGGCUGUAUGACAACAAGCUGAGCCGUGUAGAGGGUGACACGUUCAGAAACCUGACUCAGCUCCAUCUCCUGGUGCUGAGUCGCAACCAGAUCAGCUAUGUUGCCACUGGGGCCUUCAGAGGGUUGGAGCAGCUGGGAGAGAUAUCACUUCACACCAAUCAGCUCACAAACCUGCAAGCUGGGACUUUCCAGGGUCUGCCCAGCCUGGUCAAUAUUUCCUUGGAGCACAACUUCAUCAGCUCCCUCCCUUUGGGUUUUCUGCAGGGCGUGAGCCACCUUGGACAGAUAGAUCUGCGAAACAAUUCCCUGUUCAACCUGCCACAGGAAAGUCUAGAUGCGCUCAACGUUGCAGAGGAAGUACUCCUACAGCAGAACCCCUGGAGGUGUGACAGGGAUAUUCUGCCUCUUAGGGAUUGGCUGAGACAGCACCCAUCCAAGGCCAACCAAACCCUUUUGGUGUGUGAAAUACCUUCCACUCUGAAUGGUGACAUGAUUGCUCUGCUGACAAAUGAGAACCUGAUGGCUCUCAGCUCUACUGAGGAGCCUGUGUUGACCUCAACGGAGAAGCGGAGGAAACCCCAUACCCCUCCAACAAGACGAAGCACCUCCUCACCUGCUGUCAAGACCACAGCCACCUCAGAGCACGAGGAGGUCACCAGCAGUGGAGGAGGGGAAAAGGAAACGGUUUCUCACAAUACUGCAAUCAGCCUCAUCAUCAUCGCAGUAGUGUCCACUGUCAUCAUCAGCACUGUCAUCAUCAGCUGUGUGUGCUGGAGGAAGAACAAGAGAGGCAGGGGAAAUAUAGGGCGUAGAAAUAAGAACUCUGUGCUUUAGACUAAACCAUCCAACAUCAGUAACCCAAGAACUUUUAAAGACAAGAGAAACUGCUUGCUGAUUACUGUGGUUUACUUGGAAAAUCUGGAGCAUAGAGUUCAUUUUAGAGCCUCAAGGGCAUAGAAAGAACCACUUCAGCUCCUUCUUCUUCAGCUAGAACAAACAAGUAAACAGAUUUCCUCUUGAAUUCAUUAGUGUUGAGUUUUUAACAAUCAAAUUUACCAGUCAGUACUAUGUGCUGUAAAAAGAGGACGGACAUCUCACACACUAACUGUAAAAACACCCACCUUGUCAUUUUGUGGGAAACUGGGACCUUUUGAUGAAUGUAAACUCAAAUGCACUGAAACAGUAUACUUCUUUUAGUUAAAAUUAAGACUACACUUGGUUUUCUGUUCAAUGAUUUUUCAUUUUUCAACUUUAAUUACUGCAGUUUGAAAAUGACAUUUUGUUCUAACAACAUUUAGGGAACAGUUUUACUUUUUUUUGCAAAAGGGCUAUGAACACAAAUUCAAUGAUGGAAUUUUUACUCAACUGUAACACAAUUCAAUGCAAAAUGCUACUAUACAUUGAAUAAAUGCACUGCUUUUAGUGGAAGAAAUCUUA
This is a messenger RNA of Lates calcarifer (barramundi perch), 2622 nucleotides long. It is a transcript of the gene lrrc15, whose product is annotated as leucine rich repeat containing 15. The record is from RefSeq and is a predicted model, not a curated record. NCBI's taxonomy places the organism in Eukaryota, Metazoa, Chordata, Actinopteri, Centropomidae. Gene Ontology annotation, molecular function: protein binding.